This is a messenger RNA of Acanthosepion pharaonis, 951 nucleotides long. The record is from the annotation of a GenBank genome assembly. NCBI's taxonomy places the organism in Eukaryota, Metazoa, Mollusca, Cephalopoda, Sepiida, Sepiidae.
UUGCUGAAAAAAAGUUUGCAUCAUAUGUGUGCUCCUGACCAUUCUUGGAAUAAGAAAGAAACUGUUCAUGGUCAAAAGAGUUUUCAUUUUUCUGUAUUUCAAAAUACACUAAAACCUCAAGUCAUUGAGCAACAUGUCCGUAACCAGGAGGCUGGGAUGCUCACUGAACUGGUACGAGAUUUCUUGAACCCAGCUGAAUUCUACAAAAUUAUGCAGAAAAUAGGCAUAGACUUCUUCUGUGGGGUUCCAGAUUCAUUAUUGAAAGAUUUUUGUGCUUAUAUAACAGAUAACACACCCCGUCAAAAGCAUGUUAUCACAGCCAAUGAAGGAAGUGCAGUUAGUAUGGCUGCUGGAUAUUAUUUGGCCACGGGUAAAUUUGGCAUGGUUUAUCUCCAGAAUUCUGGUCUUGGAAACAUAGUUAAUCCCCUAAUGUCUUUAGCAUCUCCAAGUGUCUACAGUAUUCCCAUGUUGUUGCUGGUUGGAUGGAGAGGAGAACCAGGAAAAAGAGAUGAGCCUCAACACAAAGUGCAAGGUCAAGCCACACCUGGACUCCUAGCUGCCAUGGGGAUUCCAUUCCAGCCUCUGCCAGAUUAUCAUGAAGGAGCUGAACAGGCUCUGAAAACUGCUUGCCACUACAUGAAGAGUUCAAAAGGUCCCUAUUGUUUAUUGGUCAAACGACAAACUUUUCUUCCAUACCGUUUGAAGAAGAAAGAACCUGAAGUGGAAAAAGAUAUUGGUCAUGAGAAGGACUUUCUAACUGUUGGUUCGAUGGGACAUGCUUCAGCUAUUGCUCUGGGAAUUGCCAUGCAGAGACCAAACAAACAGGCAAAAUCAGUCUUGACUGAAGAAGAAUUGAAAAACAAAAUAACACAACAGAAGCCUGACGAAAGCUGUAAGCAGGACUGGAUGGUUUCAAGUUUGUAUCUAUCUGAGCAGAAGUUGAAUUGCUGA